Messenger RNA from Guyanagaster necrorhizus, 1807 nucleotides. Its product is annotated as aryl-alcohol-oxidase from pleurotus Eryingii. Bases 1 to 1764 code for a protein of 587 amino acids. Gene Ontology annotation, molecular function: oxidoreductase activity, acting on CH-OH group of donors; flavin adenine dinucleotide binding. The transcript is spliced from 10 exons. The record is from RefSeq and is a predicted model, not a curated record. Lineage: Eukaryota; Fungi; Basidiomycota; Agaricomycetes; Agaricales; Physalacriaceae.
AUGCGUUCCGCCCUCUUCUUCCUCCUCGCAGGAUGCACGACCGCUCUAGGCGCGCUCUAUGAGACGUUUGAUGAUCUCCCGACCUUGGAUUUCGAUUUCAUCAUCAUUGGGGGCGGGACAGCGGGUAACGUUCUCGCCAAUCGUCUGACCGAAGAUCCCCAUAUUUCUGUGCUGGUCCUCGAAGCCGGAGCAUCCACGGCCGGUGUUCUCAUCUCCCAAGUCCCCUUUUACAGUCCUCUGGCCUCUGCGGGGAAUACUUCAAUAGACUGGAACUUCACUACGACUGCACAGACGGGGCUCGGCGGACGCUCCAUUGCAUAUGCGCGAGGCUUCGGAUUGGGAGGUAGUAGCGCCAUCAAUUAUAUGUUAUACACGCGCGGUUCUUUUCAGGAUUAUGAUCGAUAUGCACGGGUUACUGGAGACGAUGGGUGGAGCUGGGACGCGAUGGAGCCAUAUAUUCUCAAGUCGGAAGCAUUUACCACUCCGGUCGAUCACCACAACAUUACCGGGGAGUUUAUCCCAGAGGAUCAUGGCUUUGAUGGGCUGCUCUCAGUUACCCUUCCCGGAUACCCUCGUUUUACAGACUCGCGUAUGAUCCAGGCUACGGCGGAUUUCCCCGACGAAUUUCCCUAUAACGGGGAUUAUAACUCUGGCCAUCAUCUGGGUAUUGGUUGGGAACAAUCGACAGUUCACAACGGCACUCGAAGCAGCUCCGAAACUGCGUUUCUUGCCCCGAAGUACCUUCGUCGGCCAAACUUGCAUGUCCUCAUUCGCACUUAUGUCACCCGAAUCCUCGAAUCCUCGAGUACCAAUAAAGGUGCGAAGACCUUCGAUACUGUGGAAUUCACCCAGGAUGCUGGAGAAACAAUAUAUACCCUUUCGCCUGCCAAAGAAAUCCUUCUCUGUGCUGGAUCUAUCGGGACACCACAUAUCCUUCUCUAUUCGGGUAUCGGUGACGCCGAUGAGCUGACUUCCGUGGGCAUCACUCCCACUGUGCAUCUACCAGAUGUCGGGAAAAACCUCACUGAUCAUCCGAGGUACGCUUUAGCCUGGACCGUGAACAGUACCGAAACCAUCGAGAACAUUUACUGGCGAAAUGAAACGUUCCAAGAGGAGGCACUGGCUGAAUGGGAGGCAACGCGUACCGGCUUUAUCGCCAGCACUUCGGGGAAUCAGUUGGGUUUCUUGAGGGUCACCGAAGGUCUGCUCGAUGAUGAACCGUGUUCAGGCAACGAGACGGCACACUUCGAACUGGUAUUCACGAAUGGUAUUCCUCAAGAGCCAAUACCGGCUAGCGGUGACUACUUCACAAUACUAGCGAUCGUAGUCUGCCCUCUAUCUCGUGGCAACAUCACUAUCAACAGCACGAACCCGUUCGACGCUCCGCUGAUCAAUCCCAACCUCCUCGGGCACUCCCAAGACUUGACUAUAAUGCAAGCCGCAAUCAAUGCAUCGCAGAAAUUCGUCACCGCCCCUGCAUGGGAUGGAUACAUCCUCGAGUUCGCUUCAGAAACUACGGAAGCCGCCAUUCGUGAGGGGGCGGACACGAUCUGGCACCCUGUUGGCACGGCAAGUAUGUCUCCCCGCCACGCUGACUGGGGUGUUGUAGACCCGGAUUUGAAGAUGAAGCACGCGAAGGGUGUGAGGAUCGUGGACGCGUCUGUUUUUCCAUACGUUCCUGCAGCUAACACACAGGCAGCGGUGUAUGCUUUUGCAGAGAGAGCUGCAGAUUUGAUUAAGGGGGAGUAUGUGAAGAAGCAUUGAUCUUUUUUGUUUUUCUUUUGGUGGAGGCUAUAGCGGAGGCGGU